This is a messenger RNA of Lymnaea stagnalis (great pond snail), 2815 nucleotides long. NCBI's taxonomy places the organism in Eukaryota, Metazoa, Mollusca, Gastropoda, Lymnaeidae. The record is from the annotation of a GenBank genome assembly.
AGACCUUAUUCAACUUGAUAAUUGAGAAUGAAUACCACUUUCAAGAAUAUUGGAUAUCAGUAAAUGUCAUUUCUUUUUCUGUUGACACUUUCAAAAUAAGGUAGAUAUAUCUCUGCCUUAGAGCUGAUCCUCUAGAAGUGGUGACACUUUGGCUGACUAAUUACACAAUAUGGAGCUAGCCUACUCUUCUACUUCAAGCUCGGAUUCUGGUUCUGACAGCAGCAGUUCAACAGAUGAAAGUGAUUUCCAAAUUUCAUCAUGGACAUACAUCUGUAGAUCAUUUUCUGACUUGUUGAACUCGGGUGAUCAUAUUGAUGUAGAAACUAUAUACAAGUCUGCAGAACAAGCAUUCUUAAAUGAGGAACCAGUGAAUUCAAUUAAACUUUUUUCUUUGGGCUUAAAACAACAUGCUGCUGAAAUUUGGAGUCAACACCUCGGCCCAGAAACAAGGAAAAUCCUACCUUCCAAUAUAGUAGAUCAUAUUUGCCUUGCAAUUAAUCAGUGUGCGAUAUAUGUUGCAAAUGAGUUUAGAAAUAGUAGGCAAAUAAGUAUAAUGAAGCAGAGUGUUAUACAGGCAUUGGAGAAUAUUUUAGAUCUCUGCAACAAGCUGUUGAUAGAAAACACCAGUCUUUUGUGUAGUGCUGCUUCACUCUAUUUCAGGUAGGACUUUUUGUUUAGUUCUGAACUGCAUGUUAAAAACUUAUUAAGCAUAAAUGGUUACUUGAAUUUGGAUAGGGUAGCAGUACUUAAACAAGGCUACAGUAAAAAAAAAUUGCAUUGCUUUGUCAUCAAUUUAAGUAAAAUGCCAAAUAAUUUUAAAAAAUGAAUUUAUUGAAAAAUUUCUUGAAAAUGCCAUGCCACCUAAGAGUAAUGCCUUAUAAUAAUGACAUUGGAUUUUUUUCCCUUCAUUUUUCAGCUUAAAAGAGCAUAAAAAGGGCUUUAAAAUGGCUACCAAAGCUGUGCUGAGAGAGCCUUCAUCCAUUUUAGCCCAAGAGACAUAUGAGAAUAUCUGUUGCCAUCUUGUGGAAAGGUGGCAUUUCGCAAUGCUGAAUGAUAAAUCCAGAAAUCAAGCCUAUCAAUAUGCUCUUUGUGACACUAUUAAGAGAAUGGUUCCAAGCCCCAACAUCUGUGAUGUAGGAUGUGGGACUGGGCUGCUGAGGUACAAAGUUGUAUAUAAAAAUAUAAUUGAAAGAUUGCUUUAGUCUUAUUAGAAAUACAACUUUUUUUCUAUCUACAUUGCAGAUGCUUUCAAAAAGUUUCACUUAAGUGUCUUUUUUUAAAUCAGUCUUAUUGCAGGGGAGCAUUUUAACUGUGGCAAAGUAUUUGCCAUUGAAAAAUCUUCUGUCAUGUGCAGUGUGGCUAAUGAGGUUUUUGAUGCAAAUCUUAACAAGGAGCAUGCUAAAAGGGUCAAAGUAAUCAAUAAAAUGUCAACACAGAUGUCAGUUCCUGCUGAUAUGUCCCAAAGGUAAUUUAUGCAAGAUAAAAUCUCUACUGGAAAAGAUUUAGAUAAAUGUAAAGAAUAUUUGUUUUGUUCUUUUCAAACAGGCGAAUCUCCAUUACUAUUUUUAAUGGGAAAAAAAAUUGAUUUUCACAGAGUCUAGUAUAUUAAAAGAGAAAUGAAACAAUCUAUAAUAUACCACAUUGAAAUACAAAAUGCAACAUUGCAAAAACUAUACGAGAAUACCCAUUACAUAACUAACAACCAUAAACAACACAGGCCAAUUUACAUCCACAAGAUAAUAGCUAGAUCGACAACAUCAUCCCAGCAGGUGUUUGCGAAAUAGAUAUGUCUUCAAAUCAGUUUUGAAAGACUCCAGUGCCUGGCUGUUUCUGAGAGCGACAGGAAGGGUGUUCCAAAUUGUUGGGCCAGCAAAUUAUUUUAAUAUGUAGAAUUUCCAAAAUACCCUUCAAAAUGUAUAGUUGAUAGCAUUUUUUUUAUUUGCUACUUCUUUAAAAGUAUUAUAAUUAAGAAGUUAACUUUGAAAAUCAAUUGUAAUGAUGGCAAUUUUUUUUUUCAUUUUAAUAUGUAGGAUUACUGAUCUAUGUCAGCACUGCAUUGAAGGUACAUUACUCAAAUAAAAUCAGACAUAGAAAUAAAUUUAUUAAGCUAUACCAUAAACAUUGAAAUGUAGGAAUAUUUGUUUAGAGCAGACAUCCUGGUCACGGAGACAUUUGAUGCAGGUCUGUUUGGGGAAGGAAUUUUGCCCACCUUGUGUCAUGCCUGGACAAAGUUAUUAAAAAAUGAAAGUACCCUACAUGUAAGUAGCUCUGGCUACAUGUGUUAAUUAAACAUGUAUAGAAUUUAUUUAAAAAGGGAAAUGCAGACAGUAAAGGAAAAAGGAUAAAAUUAUUUAAAUGUAAAAAAUAAAAAACAAACAUAAAAGUGAAUUUGCAAUACAUAAUUUUGUAAAUUUCAAUGUUAAUUACUGUAUAUCUUUUACUGAGUUUGCUUCCAUCAUUUCGUUGAGUUCUCCCCCCCCCCCCCCCCUCCCAGUUUGACACUAUUAGUAUUAGUAUAGCAGGGUUUCUCAACCAGGAGUUGAGAAGACCCAGAAAAUCUGCUUUAUUUGCAUUUUUCUUAGCAUUUUUUUUUUUAUCAUGAGGGUGCCACAAAUAUUUUUGAAAUCAUAAGUGGGUGUGGUGUUUCAAAAAGGUUAAGAACCACUCAGUUAUAGCCUCAUGUUAAAUGGCAUAGUUAGACAAAUAUUGAAUAAAAACAAAAUAUUUUUUAUUCCAGCGUGGAGUGGUCAUUCCAUGGAGAGCAGAGCUGUUCUUGCAAAUAGUGGAGUCAGAGUUUAUCUCAAAUGAAAACAGG